This is a messenger RNA of Mus musculus (house mouse), 4801 nucleotides long. It is a transcript of the gene Dpysl2, whose product is annotated as dihydropyrimidinase-like 2. Gene Ontology annotation, molecular function: hydrolase activity; hydrolase activity, acting on carbon-nitrogen (but not peptide) bonds. The transcript is spliced from 14 exons. Gene Ontology annotation, cellular component: cytoplasm; cytoskeleton; cytosol. Lineage: Eukaryota; Metazoa; Chordata; Mammalia; Rodentia; Muridae. The record is from RefSeq and is a predicted model, not a curated record. The coding region runs from base 638 to 2320 and encodes 560 amino acids.
UUUUUUUUUUUUCAUACUCUUGGCUUUUUCAGUUGGAUUAUCGUUAUUUAUUUAUUUAUUUAUUUACUUACUUUACAUAAAAGUGGACCAACCAUCUGUAGUGGUAUUAGACAUAAAAUCCCCCGCAUCUCUAAUUUAUCAUGAAGCUCUGUUUCUACCUGUUAAAUGGGUGUGUGUUUUUAUAGCCCCUCCCCUGCCCACUGCACUUGCUGUGAUUCACCACACAGAUAAAUGAGGACGGAGUGGACGCGCUGAGCUGAAAACUUGUUAUGGCCGAUGUUCCUGUGUUUGUGUAGCAUCUGCUAUGACAACAGACUUUUGGUCAGUUUUCCCCGACAAAAACUUUGCCAAGACAUGACUUUCCUACAUGUGGGUGGAAUUUUCUUUAAUUAAUUAUUUUUUAAAAGAUGAGGUUUAGCCAAAUAUAAUUUCAGAAGGAUUGUCUUCCUUUGCUGGGGUGUUCUGUAAUGCCCCUUUUGUUUUGGACUCUAAGGCGUUCUUUAAAAGGUGGUUGUUUGUCAGGGGUGAGCGCUGUCAGUGCCUUCUGAUGAAUCAGGCAAUGAACGGCUUGUCUAGCGUAGGUUCACCUUGGUUAAGGUACCUUCCAAAAUCUCCUGGCUUUGAGCAUCACUCUUGAAUGAGCGAUCGUCUUCUGAUCAAAGGUGGCAAGAUUGUGAAUGAUGACCAGUCCUUCUAUGCAGACAUAUACAUGGAAGAUGGGUUGAUCAAGCAAAUAGGAGAAAACCUGAUUGUACCAGGAGGGGUGAAGACCAUCGAAGCCCACUCCAGAAUGGUGAUUCCCGGAGGGAUUGACGUGCAUACUCGCUUCCAGAUGCCUGACCAGGGAAUGACAUCCGCUGAUGACUUCUUCCAGGGAACCAAGGCGGCCCUGGCCGGGGGAACCACCAUGAUCAUUGACCAUGUUGUUCCUGAGCCCGGGACGAGCCUAUUGGCUGCCUUUGAUCAGUGGAGGGAGUGGGCUGACAGCAAGUCCUGCUGUGACUAUUCGCUGCACGUGGACAUCACUGAGUGGCACAAGGGCAUCCAGGAGGAGAUGGAAGCUCUGGUGAAGGACCACGGGGUAAACUCCUUCCUCGUGUACAUGGCUUUCAAAGAUCGAUUCCAGCUGACGGAUUCCCAGAUCUAUGAAGUGCUGAGCGUGAUCCGGGAUAUCGGUGCCAUAGCUCAAGUCCACGCAGAGAAUGGUGACAUCAUUGCUGAGGAACAGCAGAGGAUCCUGGAUCUGGGCAUCACGGGCCCCGAGGGACACGUGUUGAGCCGGCCAGAGGAGGUCGAGGCUGAAGCUGUGAACCGGUCCAUCACUAUUGCCAACCAGACCAACUGCCCUCUGUAUGUCACCAAAGUGAUGAGCAAGAGUGCGGCUGAAGUCAUCGCUCAGGCACGGAAGAAGGGAACUGUGGUGUAUGGUGAGCCCAUCACGGCCAGCCUGGGGACUGAUGGCUCUCAUUACUGGAGCAAGAACUGGGCCAAGGCUGCGGCCUUUGUCACCUCCCCACCCUUGAGCCCCGACCCAACCACUCCAGACUUUCUCAACUCGUUGCUGUCCUGUGGAGACCUCCAAGUCACUGGCAGUGCCCACUGCACCUUCAACACUGCCCAGAAGGCUGUGGGGAAGGACAACUUCACCUUGAUUCCCGAGGGCACCAACGGCACUGAGGAGCGGAUGUCUGUCAUUUGGGAUAAAGCUGUGGUCACUGGGAAGAUGGAUGAGAAUCAGUUUGUGGCUGUGACCAGCACCAACGCAGCCAAAGUCUUCAACCUUUACCCCCGGAAAGGUCGCAUCUCGGUGGGAUCUGAUGCUGACUUGGUCAUCUGGGACCCUGACAGUGUGAAGACCAUCUCUGCCAAGACACACAACAGUGCUCUUGAGUACAACAUCUUUGAAGGCAUGGAGUGUCGCGGCUCCCCACUGGUGGUCAUCAGCCAGGGCAAGAUUGUCCUGGAGGACGGCACACUUCAUGUCACUGAAGGCUCAGGACGCUACAUUCCCCGGAAGCCCUUCCCUGACUUUGUGUACAAACGCAUCAAAGCAAGGAGCAGGCUGGCUGAGCUGAGAGGGGUCCCUCGUGGCCUGUAUGACGGACCGGUAUGCGAGGUGUCUGUGACGCCCAAGACGGUGACUCCAGCCUCAUCAGCUAAGACAUCCCCUGCCAAGCAGCAGGCACCACCUGUUCGGAACCUGCACCAGUCUGGAUUCAGCUUGUCUGGUGCUCAGAUUGACGACAACAUUCCCCGCCGCACCACCCAGCGCAUCGUGGCACCCCCUGGUGGCCGUGCCAACAUCACCAGCCUGGGCUAAAGCCCCUAGGCCUGCAGGCCACUUGGGGAUGGGGGAUGGGACACCUGAGGACAUUCUGAGACUUCCUUUCUUCCAUUUUUUUUUUUUUUAAAGAGCCUGUGAUAGUUGCUGUGGGCAGCCAGUUCCUGGGGCUUCCUCUUGGGCCCCCUGCACUCGGUCUCCCCUGGAGUUUCUGAAUUCUCUCACCCAAGUCCCUACACAGUCAUGAACACCACACCCAAGCCUAGCCAUCCACCCCACACGGAGCUGCAUCCAACAUGCAGACAUGCGCCACCAAGCAGAUCCCAGCAAGGGUGCCCCAGUCACAUCCUUGGCCAUGCAGUUAGCACCUUCCUGUCAUGGGGAAGAUAUAGUGAAUUGCCCUGAGCUGCCUUCUUUUCUUUUUAAAAAUUUUUAAAUAAGGUUUUCUUUGUGGGACUGGGGAGGGGUGGGGAGGGUGGGAGAGAUUUUUUUUUUUUUUAAUACUAAAUUGAAAGCCUGAUUCAAUAUUAAUCCUCGGGUCUUGAACUGGACAUCCUAAUGAUGCAAUUAUGUAACCAUUAAGCUGAUUCCGAGGCUGGCAGGCUAGGGCCGCCCCUCUGGAAAGGUUCCAUGUGUCUCCAUCCCCAUCCCUUACUCUUCGGGUCAGCUGUUGAGAAGAGGCGGGUUUUCUUCAUUGGCCUAGAUUUUGCGGCAGAUUAGACCUUUUGAAGGUUCUCCACCAUUUUCGUACGUCUCCUGUCCUGGUUUUUUCUUCUGCACUCUUGGAGAGAUUUAGAUGUUGGUCUCCUGGUUUGUGUUUCUCCGAGACAAUGCUCUUUUUUUUUUUUUUUUUUUUUUUUUUUUUUUUUCCUCUUAACUCUGUCUGCUCUUAAAGCCAGGCAACCCAGUUUGGUCUCAGGCAUAGCCUGAGCAGAUCUUAGUUUUGCCCCCACCACCAUAGUUUUGUGCUAUCCUAGUUUCUGUUAAGAUUGGUGCUAUCCAAUUCCCAUCACUAGGAGGUGGCUGAGCUUGAGGCUUGCCAGACACAGGAAUGGCCCCGAUUAUGUCACCAAUAUUGUCACAUGUGGGCCAAGAAUAGAGUCACAUGUGGUGGAAAGAUGAGGAGUUAGGCUGUAGAAGUGACAGUUUCCAGUCAAAUCUGUAAACCCAGCCCCCAAGCUGAGACCAGUCUCCCUGUGGCGGAGCCAGCCAAGAUGGGGCCAUUCUCUCUGUGGAGGAGCCCCUUCCAGCCUUUGUCAGGAAGUGUCUUUGGGGAUUCUAGAAUGUUGGGACUUCUCAGUGUGUGUGUUGUGGUGGGGGAACUUUUUUUUUUUUUCUGUACAGUUUUUUUUUUUUUUUUUUUUCUCAAAAGGUCUAACAUGGUGGUGGAAGGUAGAAAUCUUUGGGAUACUUAGACUUCAAGUCUUUUACAAGAGGGACAACCCUAUUUUGGGAAACAAUAUCUCAUGGGAAGAAAACUGUACACACUGAACGCAUAGCCCGCUUAGAGAUCACAUCGCCUCUUAGAGACCAUGUCACCUCCUAUCUGUCACCCUUCCUCUUCCUGUCACAGUGACAGGUCUUCACUAGCUGGCUUCUUUCUGUACUUGCUGACUUCUGUCAUAUUUCUUUCCAGAUGUGUUUACAGGUCCCUGUAAGCAGUGUUAGGUCCAUAGGCUUUUAUGACUCCAGUCUGCAAGCAGUGUUAGGUUGACCUCAUAGGCUUUUAUGAUUCCAGUCUGCUGGUAUGAAGCAGAGCAUCAAAAAAAAUUCGUGAUUCCUUGAGUGUCCACACGUUUUGUCUUUGGGGGUUAAGGGUUGGGAUUUUGGGUUUGUUGUUAAUUUUGUUGUUUUAAAGGUAAAUUGCACUUUUAAAAAUUGGUUGACUUAAUAUAUUUGCUCUUUUUUUUUUUUUACCUGCACUUAGAGAGGAAAUUUGAACACCAGAAACCACUUUUUUUUUCUCCCUGUUUAUUUGUUUGGAUUCUGAGAAACUUGCAGCUCUUCACCAUUUACUCCUGAUGUUUCUUGUAUGGGGCCGUGGCCCUUUUGGUUGUUUUUGGUCAUUUUCUUAAAAACACAACACAACACAAUACAACACAACAGUUUUAAACCUGAAGAUUUCCGCAGUCCGUGUAAGCAUGUUUACCCGUUGGCUCGCUUUCUGUGUCUGUUAAAUGAAUGUCAUAUGUAAAUGCUAAACUAAGUCAACAGUGUCUCAGAACUGAAUAACUGCAGUGACUUGAUGCUCUAAAUCAUUGUAGGAUUUACCGCUAGAUGGUUUUGAACCCUUGAACCUGUGAUUGUGACCCAUGAGGGGGGACCUUUCAGUGCUAAAGCUGAUCAUGUGUGUAGCCAGAAAGGUACUUUUUUUCUUUUAAUUUUUGUUUUAUUUUUUGUAACCACUGUCUUAAUGGCAAAAUAAUUAUGGUAAAAUACAAGUCUCGUGUUUAUUAUUCCUUAAGAAGUCUGUGUUAUAUUACCACGGAACACCCAAUAAAGCAAAAUGUGGUUGUUUCA